AUGGCUGUCUCUCUUUCCCCAAGUGACCUCCUCGGCUUCCAACGGCCGCUCACCCAACAUGGUACCUCCCUCCUUACCAUUACCAACGACAAUAGCAAGCCCGUCGCAUUCAAGAUUAAGACUACCGCCCCAAAGGCAUGGCAAAUUAGGUCGUUUCCAUCGAGUUGGCUAACUCUGUUUCCCCAGUUGUACUGUGUACGCCCCAACUCUGGCCGCAUUGAACCUGGAGACAAUUCCGUAAUCACUGUUAUACGCCAAGCGUCCAGGAGAGAGCCGCCACUAAACGUCAAAUGCAAGCACAAAUUUCUUAUCCAGAGUACUAUAGUUACUCCGGAGAGAGAAAACAUGUCUCCCCACGAAAUCUGUGGUAGUCCCGACGUCACCGAAGGAGGGAACAUGCAUCAGCAGAGGAUUCGUGUGUCAUAUCUGCCUGCACUAAUUCCAACGCGGGCAAGGGAUGACGCCACUAUUGCGUCCAUUAUUGACCGAAUCCCCUUGCUUAGUGACGACAGUACUUUCAUACCCGGUAGCGAGCCGCAGCCGCCGGAAAACCCUCAUCACCCGGAAGAGCCUUCGCCUCCGUCACACUCGGACACUUGCGCAGUUGACGAAAACUCAGGUCACGCACCUCAUGGCCGCCUCCCAAUUGCUCAAGAAGGUGAAUUCUCGCACCCGAAUGAAUCGCCGUUCCAGAUUUCUCCUGAAGCGGCUCUGCCUGCCCAACCUAUCCCAGAGCUCGCUGAGCCAGGUUCAGACGAAGUUCGCAGGUCUGACCUCGUUUUCACUCCCGCCGUCGUCAGUACCCCCAAAAAUGAGCCCAUCAACCUAUGCGAGGAUGAGCACCAGAAAAUCGAGCCCUUGGAACAUGCGAGCAUUUCUACGACAGCACCGACAUCAUCACUUCAUCAAAACACGAUGUUACCGCAAGUAAGUGCGGCAGCGACCGAUGUUUGCAAGAUCUCUCGUGGGGUUGAACCGGCCAUUCCCUUACACAUGGUCAUUGGAGUGCUUGUGUUGGCGAUGUCUUUCUCCGCAUACAUUGUUACACGGGGAUAG
Messenger RNA from Laccaria bicolor S238N-H82, 1056 nucleotides. RefSeq lists its product as uncharacterized. The record is from RefSeq and is a predicted model, not a curated record. The transcript has 5 exons. Gene Ontology annotation, molecular function: FFAT motif binding. Lineage: Eukaryota; Fungi; Basidiomycota; Agaricomycetes; Agaricales; Hydnangiaceae. The coding region runs from base 1 to 1056 and encodes 351 amino acids. Gene Ontology annotation, biological process: endoplasmic reticulum membrane organization. Gene Ontology annotation, cellular component: plasma membrane; endoplasmic reticulum membrane.